Molecule: messenger RNA, 642 nt
Organism: Hyphopichia burtonii NRRL Y-1933
Lineage: Eukaryota; Fungi; Ascomycota; Pichiomycetes; Serinales; Debaryomycetaceae
Gene: JAB1
Product: COP9 signalosome catalytic subunit
Exons: 1
Biological process (GO): protein deneddylation
Cellular component (GO): cytoplasm; COP9 signalosome
Molecular function (GO): deNEDDylase activity; protein binding; metallopeptidase activity
Source: RefSeq, a predicted model, not a curated record
AAUGACAUGAUAAUGAACACCCGUCCAUGGAAAACCAAUGCUGAAUAUUUCAAAAAGGUUUAUAUCAGUGCUUUAGCGCUAAUGAAGAUGACUAUACAUGCCCAGUCAGGAGGGUCAAUUGAAAUUAUGGGGAUGCUUACAGGUAAAAUAAUAGAAGGAUCGAUGAUUGUAAUGGAUGUAUAUGGAUUACCUGUGGAAGGGACCGAAACAAGGGUCAAUGCACAAGCUGAAGCUUACGAAUAUAUGGUGCAAUUUCUUACGUCAUUAAAGACAGAAGGGAGAGAAGAAAACAUUGUUGGAUGGUAUCAUUCACACCCUGGAUACGGGUGCUGGCUAAGUGGUAUUGAUGUCGCUACUCAAAAACUAAAUCAAGAUUUUCAGGAUCCAUAUUUAGCAAUUGUUAUUGAUCCAAUUAGAACUUUGAGCCAAGGGAAAGUUGAAAUUGGUGCUUUUAGAACAUACCCCGAUAAUUAUAAGAGUAAAAUGAAUAAACAAGAAGAAAAAGGACCUGCUAAUAAAGCAAAGAUAAAUAAAGUCAAGAAGCUGAAACAAGGAGAUUUUGGGAUACAUGCCAGUAGGUACUAUUCGUUAGAUAUUGAAAUCUUCAAGAGUCUGCAAGACGAAGCAGUAUUAAAUAUUAUC